Molecule: messenger RNA, 2160 nt
Organism: Populus nigra (black poplar)
Lineage: Eukaryota; Viridiplantae; Streptophyta; Magnoliopsida; Malpighiales; Salicaceae
Exons: 5
Coding region: 1216-2091 (291 amino acids)
Source: RefSeq, a predicted model, not a curated record
AUGUUUCAAGAAGAGUUUUAUGCCAUACACAAUAUUUAGUAUGUUUGAGAAUAUUGUUGAAAGCAUGUUUAGAUUAAAAAAAAAACAAUAAAUUGAUUAUUUUUGAAUUCUUAACUGUAUUUUUUUAUUAAUGUGGGUGUCCGGGUUAGCUUGCGCAUACCUCAACUAAUUCUACGGGUCCUGAAGUUAACGACCAUGUAAGCCUUCAGUGGCCAUUAUAUUAGCAACCACAUGGUUCGAAUCUGAGAUCACAGGGAAAGCAAAUCUCUUUCUCCCAAGCUCUUACCACUAGACCACCUAUUAAAUGGUUUUCUUAACUGCUCUUUCCAUUAUGGGUUUUGGUGAUUGACUAAAUAGAUUGUGACAACGAAUUUUGUUUGAUAUUGUGAUAGUGAUUGUUUUUUAAAAUAUUUUAUUUAAAAAUAUAUCAAAAUAAUAUAUUUUUUUAUUUUUUUAAAUUUAUUUUUGAUAGCAAGAAUUCAAAAUAUAUAAAAAAUUUCUUCUUGCAAAAUCAAAAUCAUGCGUCACUUUAGCCUGUGCUGAUUGUUAAAACUAAGAUUUCUGGGGAUGUUUGCACAAUCCAAGAUUCCUUGUCUUUGUAACUGACGGUGAUUUCCCUGAUUUCAUUUUGUAAUCGUACAAGCAUGUAAUAGGGAUAACUUCCCUAUAAGUUUUUCUUUGAUCAAUGAAAAUUUCUAUAAAAAAAAUGUCGAAGACGAGUCCUCGUCUCUCCUGUAUUGUAUUUGAAUUCCAGAAGCAGCAACCUCAGCCCACUUAAUCCAUCCACUGCCAAUGACACCUCUAGCCUUGAACUGUCUUCGAGUUUUCUCUUUCGAGAAAUCAGAUCAUAUAUAAUGAAGGAUAUUCAAUCAUGUAUUGAAUUGACAGGCCAUGCCGUUUCUCAUCGCAUUUGAAUCUUCUUCCAUGCUUUAGGAAUCUAUAUAUCCAGUGAAAUAAAUAAAAUUUAGACUGUUUAUGCUUUCCCUCCCUCCCUCUCUCUGUUGUUCAAUCAAGAGACCCAAAAAGGAACUCCAAGAAGACAAAAGAUAAUGAGAACAACAGCAUGCAAAAACAUCUCUCAGUACAACACCACUACCCAUAGAGCAAAACCCACCAUCAAUCCAUUGUCCAUCGCCAAGAACAAGGCUUCUCGGUACUCUUUUUCCUCCGCAACAGCACUUGGAAACCCGUGGCCUAUAGGGGCCGCUGCACUUCAUGACAGUACUAUUUCUGUUGAUCGCCCAGUAUGGAGCCUCAGUCCUCUAUCAGCAGUGCCAGAAUCCCCACCACCCAUUUGCAGUGACUGCUCUAGCCCCCCUCGUAGUUCUGCCACAAUAUUCUAUUCUUUGGCUCGUACUGUGCUCUCCACUUCAAGAUUCCAGCUUAAAUUGUCAGAGUGCCAGGUCCAACUUUAGUAAACCACCCGUAUCAAGCAAUAUCGAAAUAGAGGAAUGGGUUCAGAGUGGCAAGAAUUUGAAUGGCUUCCAUCGUCUCACAGACGAUGGAAUCGCAACGCAAAAUUGCCUCUCAAAAUACCGCUCGAGGCAAUCUGCGGUGGCAGAUGCAGAAGUUCAUAGCAGGACAUUAUCUUCUUUUCUUGAUGACUACAACGAGAAGAAGCAUGAUGAUUCCGACCCAAAAUGCAACUACAACAUAAACAGCUCAGAUGCUGACAGCGUGGAUUGUGGAAACCGCAAAGUGAUGACUCGACCAAAACCUUACAGUGAUUUCUUAGAUGAAAUCAAGGCCCAGGAGCUUGAAGCUCAGAUGGGUGCAUGGAAGAAGGCUAAACAUAGGGAACUGAUGAACAAGUUGAGAAGAAACGAAUCUGUUAUUCGUGACUGGGAGUAUAAACAGACACAAAAGGCAUUGAAGGACAUGAGGAAAGUAGAGAACAAACUCGAAAGGAAGCGGGCUGAGGCACUAGAGAGAGCACAGAAGAGAAUAAACAAAGCAAGGAAGGAGGCAAAUAUGGCGGCGGGCAAGGUGAUUGAAUCAGCAAUGAAGAAAGGAACAAAUAUUGCAAAAGAAUCUGAAAUCCAAGGCACCAAAAACCCAAUUUGGCAGAGGCUUAUGAACUUAUGUCCCUGAUAUUAGAAAUCACUUUGUUUCCUGCAGCCUCUCCUUUUUAUGAAACUGAUCUGUUCUAUUCUCGUGUCC